Messenger RNA from Triticum urartu, 1035 nucleotides. RefSeq lists its product as uncharacterized. NCBI's taxonomy places the organism in Eukaryota, Viridiplantae, Streptophyta, Magnoliopsida, Poales, Poaceae. The record is from RefSeq and is a predicted model, not a curated record.
AUGCACUUGGCUCAGCAUGCUCCUGGCGCGGCCCGCCAGGAAUCGGCCGCGUACAAGCUUCAGCAACAGCAACCAGAGGCUGUGACCCCGUGCACACACGCGCAGAAGAGGCCAGCGCCCGCCGCCGCCGCCGAUCCUCAUCCGCCGCGCCCGGAGAAGAGGAUGCGCGGUGCCGUCCCGGUCCCGGCACCUGCCACACCGUCGUUCUUGAUGUAUGAUGAGGUAGCCAGAGCAUCAUCCGAGUCCACUACAGUAUCCAACCACUCUGACGUUGCUCAAGCUCCUGAGAUUUCCUCCCGGUCACAUGUGCUGGAGUCUGUCAAGCAUUACAGCCAACAACAGAUUGUUCCCGAGGCUGGCUCAAGCAUUGCAAGGAGCUCAUCUGAAGAGGAUGUCUUUGAGCCAUUGGAGCCUAUUUCCAAUUUGCCGGAUGGGGAGGCAGAUGGUUUUGAUAUCGAGGCAGAUGGUUUUGAUCUUGAAGAACUAAUGAGAAUGAUGGAAGACGACCCAAUUGAACUUGAGCCGAUCACUGUAGCCAACACUGGCAUGGAGAUGGGCCAACAGGAACCUCUGUACCUGGAUGCCUUGGACCAAGGCGUGCUGGAGGGCAUGCUGCAGUCCGAUGACCCUUACCCAAUGUGGAGAUCAGAGGAUCGGUCCAUGCACAACCCUGCCUUCCAUGAUGCUGACAAUGAGAAGAGGUACAAUGCUGCGUCGGAUCUUGACGCUCCAUCGCUACAGGGACAGGACCACUUGUCCAAACCGCGGCCGUGCUCCUUCGAUCCAUUUGAAGAAGCGUGGAAGGCCGAAGAGGCGCUCGAGAAGGAGAAGAGGUGCAAUGCCGCGGCCAAUCUUCACGCUGGAGGGCACAGCAACUUCUUCUCGCCUGCAAGUGUCUAUUAAAUCCGAUGUUGAACCUCUUUUCAAAGUGUAUAAGAGGAUACUCACUGGCUGAUGUAUUAGUUCGUCCAUGUACGAUCGCCACGGAUGUACCUCUGAGCAAUUUGCUCCACUUGUUCAUGCAAGCUAGUAAAA